Messenger RNA from Aspergillus campestris IBT 28561, 1134 nucleotides. RefSeq names its product aminoglycoside phosphotransferase family protein. The record is from RefSeq and is a predicted model, not a curated record. The transcript is spliced from 6 exons. Gene Ontology annotation, cellular component: mitochondrion. Bases 1 to 1134 code for a protein of 377 amino acids. Lineage: Eukaryota; Fungi; Ascomycota; Eurotiomycetes; Eurotiales; Aspergillaceae.
AUGCAUGGAAAGGCCCAGUGGAACCUGUACUUGCGUUCUGUUCACCGGUGUUCAAUUAGAUUCAACGAGCAAAGAGAGCUCUCCAAGCGCUAUGUGAGGUUCAAUCUACAGCAUCUUCUAGACGUCGCUGUCAAUGUCUGCGAGGGAGCUCGCCACUGUACCAAAGUCCUCAAAUGCUCCGAGGGCUUGCGCAACAAGGAAUUUAUCUUGAUAAUGGAUAACGGAGCGGAGGUCUUUGCAAAACUCCCUAAUCCAAAUGCGGGGCCUGCUCGGUUCACUACUGCUUCUGAGCUACGCAAUGUGUUUAAGGUCCCUGUUUCUCGGGUCCUCGCAUGGUCCUCCGAUGCAACGAACAAUCCCGUUGGAGCGGAGUAUAUCAUUACAGAGAAGGCUCGUGGGACUAGGCUUGGCUCUGUGUGGGGAGAGUGGCCGCGCGAAGCGAAACUAAAGCUGGUUGCGCAGAUUGUCGAUGUGGAGAAUAGGUUGGCUGCUAUACCGUUUCCGAAGCACGGCUGUAUCUAUUUCAAGGAUGAUUUGCGCGCGUUGACUGGGAGAUGCGAAGAUAUUGGUGUCGACACUUCCGGUGCUGGACUGCUCGGUCGCUUUGCUAUCGGGCCUCUUACCUCUGCGGAGCUUUGGGAGGGUAGUAGAGAAGGAAUGAUAUUAGAUUGUGGUCCCUGGCUAGACCCAAGUGAAUACACGCAAGCACUAGGGCGGAACGAAAUUGCAUGGAUCCAGUCCCACGCUCGCCCUCGAAUGAACUACUACCGGUCCAGUGAAGACCACGAGCUUCCCAGCGACGGCAUUGCGCUUCUCACUCAAUACAUGAAUGCGGCGCCUUACCUGGUCCCCCAGGCGACUGACGAAGCAGCGACGUUCAAAGUCCUCUGGCACCCUGAUCUCCAUCUCGACAAUGUGUUCGUCGAUCCUGCAACCUGCGAGAUCACUUGCAUUGUGGACUGGCAGUCUGCGUGCGUGGCGCCUCUAUUCUACCAGUCCGAUAUACCCAGGAUGUUCCAACAUGCUGGACCCGUCCGCGAAGGCUGGAUUCUCAGGUUUACAAACGCGCACCUCGUCACUGGGCAGUUCUUAGCCAGUCAACAGUUCGAGGUUUACAAAAUCCGGUCUGGCUAG